AUGCAGAAACUUUAAAUGAUCCAAGUGGAACAAAACUGAGUAACCUGCAUCAUGUCUGAAAAACCAAUUUGCAUUGCUGACUUUGAGGAACAUGCUAAGAAAUUUCUUCGAAAAUCUGUGUAUGACUACUAUAAGUCCGGAGCUGAUGAUCAGCAGACCUUAGCUGAAAAUGUAUCUGCAUUUUCAAGGUUAAGACUGUACCCUCGGAUGCUGAGGAAUGUGUCUGCUGUGGACCUGUCAACUUCCAUCUUGGGCCAGAAACUCAGCAUGCCGAUAUGUGUAGCAGCGACAGCCAUGCAAUGCAUGGCUCAUGUGGAUGGAGAAAUUGCAACCGCCAGAGCUUGCAGGUCAAUGGGAACGGGGAUGAUGCUGAGUUCGUGGUCGACAACAUCUAUAGAAGAAGUUGCCCAGGAGGCUCCAAAGGCAAUUCGUUGGUUGCAGCUCUAUAUCUAUAAGGACCGUGAAGUCACCAGGUCCUUAGUGAAGCGGGCAGAGAAAGCUGGAUACAAAGGCAUCUUUGUGACUGUAGAUACACCAUUUCUUGGGAAACGCUUAGACGAUGUGCGCAACAAAUUUCAGCUUCCCCCGAAUCUCAGAAUGAAAAAUUUUGAAACGAAUGACCUGGCAUUUUCAUCGGAGACGGGCUAUGGCGAAAACAGUGGCCUGUCUGUUUAUGUAGCGGAGGCAAUUGAUCCAUCAAUCAACUGGGAGGAUAUGAAGUGGCUCAGAGGAUUGACUUCGCUGCCAAUUGUUGCCAAAGGCAUCCUUAGAGCCGAUGAUGCUCGGGAAGCAGUGAAGCAUGGCGUAAAUGGGAUCCUGGUGUCAAAUCACGGUGCGCGCCAGUUGGAUGGAGUUCCAGCCACCGUUGAGGUCCUGCCUGAGAUCAUUGAGGCUGUGGAAGGAAAAGUGGAGGUGUUCCUAGAUGGUGGAGUAAGAAAAGGCACAGAUGUCCUCAAGGCCCUCGCCCUUGGAGCCCGAGCUGUGUUCGUAGGAAGGCCUGUAAUCUGGGGACUCGCCUAUAAGGGUGAAGAAGGUGUGAAGGAAGUUCUUAAGAUAUUGAAAGAAGAGUUCCAGUUAGCAAUGGCACUUUCUGGCUGUCAGAAUGUGGAAGCAAUAGACAGAACACUGGUGCGGAGAGACCCAUGGGCUGCCUCCAAGAUCUAGCCAUAUUUGCUGCCGCCGCUGUAACUUCUCCAGUUGGUUACAAAUUAUUUGACAGCAAACUGCAAAGUGAAUUUAUGCCUCCAGUACAGGUUUAGGCUGGAUUAACAGGCCUAAUCUUCCACAAAUAUAUAUCAAAUAUAUCAAGGCAUCAUUUUAAUGCCUAAAGUACA
This is a messenger RNA of Lacerta agilis (Sand lizard), 1334 nucleotides long. RefSeq names its product hydroxyacid oxidase 1 (gene HAO1). The record is from RefSeq and is a predicted model, not a curated record. The transcript is spliced from 8 exons. Lineage: Eukaryota; Metazoa; Chordata; Lepidosauria; Squamata; Lacertidae. The coding region runs from base 52 to 1164 and encodes 370 amino acids. Gene Ontology annotation, molecular function: FMN binding; oxidoreductase activity.